Messenger RNA from Dentiscutata erythropus, 2029 nucleotides. The record is from the annotation of a GenBank genome assembly. NCBI's taxonomy places the organism in Eukaryota, Fungi, Glomeromycota, Glomeromycetes, Diversisporales, Gigasporaceae.
CUACUGUUCAUUUUGGAAACCAGUCAAUAGUGCAUUUAGGAUUCAAGUCGACUCAAAAAAACAAUGGCAUGGAACAAUAGACAACUUUAUACAAAAACUGAAAGAACCCAAAAAACCGGGCAACCAACAAUGCUUCACCCCACAUCGCCAUAGAGCCAAUAGACAACUAACGUUAGCCUUUGGCCAACACUAUGAACUAAUCUGGGACCUAUACCUCAACUGCCCACCACAAACAGAGACCACCGCCAACCUUAUCAUAUCUUCGAUCAAACAAACACCAUUCAGUAUCCCAACCUGCACCAUUGAAUCACCAACUACAAAUACGCAACUGAACAUCCAAAAUAACUACUGGCCUAGUAUAGCAAAUGUGGCAUAUACGGCACUACUUGUACUUAUUACAAUUGUACCGAAUAACACCCAAAUAAAAAUCUCAACAAACUCAUCAACCAAAGCCAACCAACAAUUACAAAAGCUUCAAGUUGAACUAGAUACAAACCAAUUAAACACGAUAUAUUAUCAACCGAUUUACUACAACAUACCAACCUUCACCAACGCCAAAGAACUAAUCAAACAAACGAAUAUUGUGAUUAAUACUAACAAAUUCAUAUUACAAAAUAGAGUUCAAAAUUGGAAUGCUCACCAUAAUAUCGAUUGGAACCUAACAUUCGACUACCUAGAGAUGAAAGAUAAACCUACAAGCCGAAGUACUGACCCCAAGUUGUCAAAAAUAAAGAACUUCAAAAUCAAACUACUCAUGCAAGAACUCCCUAACUACCAUAACUUAUACACUCGUCACCCUUCGAAAUACCUAUCGCCGGAAUGCCGAAGAUGCGGUCACUCAGUGGAGGAUGACCCCCACUGGCUAACGUGUGAAAAAAAUGAGAAAAAAAUCGAAGAUUUAAUAGCUAAUUUACUGAACAAAUUUACUAACAAAUUCAAUUUGACAACUAGAAACCAAAGUGACUACAUAAAUAAAUUUACACUCAGCUACAUAAGCAAGAAGUUACCGGUAGGAGCUAUCCAUGCGGAAGGACUACCACCGUUCUCAACAACAUCCAACGCUAGACUCUUCGCACCUCAAUUUUACCACGAACUCACUGAAGACAUACAUAGAUUAAUAUGGCUCCCAAGCAGAAUCCAAAGCCAGACAAAUACAAAUAUUACUCCUAAAACUAACAAUCCUAUAACACAGAAUCCAAUUAUCCCUAGUGUAGAGGUCGUAUUCAAAGUAUUAAUAUAUUUCUUUGAAAAUUAUCGAUUAGAUUUUCUUUACUCUGUGUCUCAAAUGUCUAAUUUAAUUAUUAUUAGAGUAAACGCAAUUACCGAACCAUCAUUAUCAUGUGAUAUCGGAGGAGAAAUUUCUCCAACAUUUUUAACAAUGAAUUUAUUUUCUAUUGUUAUCUUUGCUUUUGAUACUAUUUGGAAAAAUUUUUUGAGAAUUGACUCUCAAAGAUUCCGGAUUAUAUUAUGGAGUACUAUAUUUGCGGUUUCUUGGAUUGCAUCUACUUUUGGAUUGAAUAGAUAUGCCCCUUUAGAAUUAUGGUGCGCUAGAAGAUUAUACACACCACUCACCGAUUACAUGAAUUUGAGCCUUAUAAUGACAUGUAUUAUAAGUGCGAUUUCAUUAUAUUUUCAACUGAAUUCUACAAAAUCGCACGAUCUUGCUAGUUCUUACUCGAUAACCUUUAUUUCCGGUUUAAUUUUGGUUUACAUCUUUCAAUGGCUAUGCUUCCUUUUUAGCAAUAUUUUAUUAACUCUCAAUUUGGAGAAUAGCUCUGCUACAUUUCAAACCUUUUUCUCUGUCGUUUUGUUCAUAGGUGCACAUUGUGGAGCAAUAUUUAACUCUAUAUUACUUUCGAUAAAGAAAUUUUGUGAUAGAGAUCUUGAUGAUGAUGAAACCAAUAACAUAGAAAAAGAUACCAACUAUACCGCUUCCAAUAUAAAUAAUGAAAAUGAAAAGGUUAAUGAUACAAAUUCCACUAAAUUGGUUCUUACUUCAGCGAAAUCAUAUGGAACCAUGUAUAAUUAA